AUGACAGGACCUCCCCCUUUGACUGGCAUCCGCGUAUUAGAGUUUGGAGGUCUUGCUCCUGGACCCUUCGCAGGCCUUCUUCUAGCAGACAAUGGUGCCUCAGUCCUGCGAAUUGACCGCGCAAUCCCAAACCUUACCCAUUCAACCAACUCCUCCAAGCUCCCACCACCAACCAACGACCUCCUCACGCGCCACAAGUCCUCUAUAGCUGUGGAUCUUAAGUCUCCAAACGGUGUGGACUUCAUCAAAUCACUCCUCCCGCACACAGACGUUGUCAUCGACCCUUUCCGCCCUGGCAUCCUCGAGAAGCUAGGUCUGGGCCCAGUUGUCCUGCUGGAUAUCAACCCGAGAAUCAUACUCGGGCGCAUGACUGGGUUCCGCAGAGAUGGGAGAUACAAGAACAUGGCUGGCCAUGACAUAAAUUACAUUGCCGUAUCCGGUGCUCUUGCUCUCCUCGGUCGGAAAGGCGAGAAGCCCAUUGCGCCAGGGAAUAUACUCGGCGAUUUCGCCGGCGGAGGAGCUAUUCUGUUCCAGGGUAUUUUACUGGCAUUGAUGGCGAGGGAGAAGAGUGGGAGGGGUCAGGUCGUCGAAGCCAAUAUGGUGGAUGGGGCUUCGUAUCUGGCGACAUUCCCGAGGAUGAUGCUGAAGACUCCGAUGUGGGAUCAGCCUAGGGGAGAGAAUGUUUUGGACACGGGGUGUCCGUGGUAUGACACGUAUGAGACGAAAGAUGGGAAACACAUGUCUGUGGGAGCACUCGAGCCGCAAUUCUUUGCCGAACUUCUGAAAGGAUUGGGGUUGUCCGGAAAGGGAAUCGAGAAGUCGAGGAAUGACAGGGAGACUUGGCCUGAGCUGAAAGCGACGUUUGAGAGGCUGUUCAAGGAGAAGACGAGAUCAGAAUGGGAGAAGGUAUUUGAUGAGACGGAUGCAUGUUGUACGCCUGUGCUGGAAUAUGGGGAGCUAGAAACAGACCCAAGUAGAGAAGGCGAUCAAAGACCAGCCGUCACUCUACGAGAGACUCCCAGCUUAGCUGUGUCGGAAGGCUUAGCGUCCAGAGAUCCAUCAAUUGGACAAGGUCCGGGAAUCGAAGGCGGGAGUUACUCCGGGACAGCAUUGUAUGCUGGGGAAGGUGGAGAAGCAACAUUGAGCAACUGGCUAGGAUGGAAACAAGGGAAGGACUUCGAGGUGGAGAAUGGGGGUUUGGUAAGGAAGUCGGGUUCCAAGUUAUGA
Molecule: messenger RNA, 1227 nt
Organism: Cadophora gregata
Lineage: Eukaryota; Fungi; Ascomycota; Leotiomycetes; Helotiales; Ploettnerulaceae
Exons: 2
Coding region: 1-1227 (408 amino acids)
Molecular function (GO): catalytic activity
Source: RefSeq, a predicted model, not a curated record